GUCGUUCGCGAUAUCGAACGUGGUGACGUAUGUGGUCCGCCGCCUGUUGGUCUUUCACAGUUGGUGACGAGUAUUAUGAAAAUGGCCUCGACCCUACCCGUAAGCGCGAAUAUCCAGAGAAGAUGACGACGCUGAGCUUUUUAAGUCAGUUGAACACCAAAGUGUCUUCCUUCAAUACGUAGGUAGCGGCCACGGUAGCAAGAAAGAAACGGACCCGGUCACGAAAAGUAGAAGAAACGCCCCAGACCACAGCAUAUUUUCGUUGGUCUGAGGAUCCACCAUGGAGGAUAUCAACUCUAAUAUCAACGCAGACUUGGAGGUGCGGAAGCUCCAGGACUUGGUGAAAAAACUCGAGCAGCAAAACGAACAGCUGAGGAGCCGCUCUACGAUGUUGUCCUCGUCGGGAACAAUGUCAGGGAACCACAGACCUCUCAGCGCCGGAUACGAGUCGUCGUCCCUGUCAGUGGGGAUGGCAGCCGGUCUGGCCGGCUUCCCUGGGGUGGGGUUCGUCGGUACGGGAGGCUACGGUGGGCUGCUGGAGAACAACCGCUGUUUGAACCCCAGGCUGUCUUACGACGGCAUUAGUUUUAGGAGGGCGUACGAAUUUGAAGGGGCAUCCGCCGCCACCUCGGUGCCGAGUAUGAACUCACUUUACUCGGACAACACCGGGGGCUUUCUGGCGGAGGGGGAGACCUCAGUCCUCGAUGAAGUGGACAUCUUGGACCUUGAAGACAUGGAUUGUCUAAACGAAGACGAGGACAGCUGGUUAUAUGAGGCUAAACUUAACAGCCCCCUGCAAAAAGCCUUGAGCCCAAUCGUGUGGUGCCGUCAGGCUUUGGAUAACCCCAGCCCUGAGAUCGAAUCAGCUAAGCGUUCCCUCAUCCACAGACUGGACCUCACAAUGUCAGCCAACAAGCGCAGGAGCUUCUAUGGAAGCCCCUAUGUCCAGCAAGGCUACGGGAGCCCGUAUAGCACAAAUGCGGCCAACAGUCCGUACAGCAGUGGCUUCAACUCCCCCUCCUCCACCCCCAGCAGAGUGCCCAUUGUCCGACAGCAGCUCAUGCCCAGUAACGCAGUUCACCAACGAAAUUCAGCCGCAGAGAGAAAUCCUCCUGCCAUAAGCCCACAGUCGUCAGUGGACAGUGAGCUGAGCACAUCAGAGAUGGACGAGGACUCGGUGGGCUCCUCGACCACCUACAAGCUCAACGACGUCACUGACGUCCAGAUUCUGGCGCGCAUGCAGGAAGAGAGUUUAAGGCAGGACUACGCCGCCACCGCGUCCCGUCGGAGUUCGGGCUCCUCCUGCCACUCACUGCGGCGCAGCACCUUUAGUGACCAGGAGUUGGACGCGCACAGCCUGGAGGACGAGGAGGAGGCGGUGCACCUGGCCUUCCCUCUGCCUUCCAACCGCUUCAGCCCCUCCCCUCGACACUCCCCGCGCGCUUCCCCCCGCAAUUCUCCCCGCUCGCGAUCCCCGGCCCGCUCCAUGGACUACAAUCACAGCCGCGGCUCGCCGCAGCCCAUCAUCAGCCGCCUGCAGCAGCCGCGCCACUCGCUGCAGGGCCACGGCCACGACCUGCAGACCAGCGUGGUGAAGAACGAAGAAAAGUUGCGCCGUAGCCUUCCCAACCUCACCCGCUCCUCGACGGCGGCGGCGGCUCAGACCCCAGAGCCCGUGAAGAACAGCCGCAGCUGCGAGUCCAACCUGCAGGUGCCCAACGGCGGCUCCCCUCGCCAUCAGAACCAGUCUGCAACAGCUCAGCUCCCGAGAUACGCCACCCCUUCUCGCUCGUCCCCGAAACCCAAACAGCUCCUCAAAAGCCCAACUGCCCUGCGAGUCCCCUCGCCCAGUAAGCUGCGUACUCCGGCGACGCCGUCACCUCUGACUCUGAGGCAACCGGUCAAGGCCACGUCCACCCCCAAUUCAGCCACGUCUACCCCCACCCGCUCGCUGGCUGCUCCGCGCAGUGGCUUGCCCCGACCCAGUGCUUCUGCAGGAGGAGGCAUUCCUCUGCCCCGCAGCAAGCUGGCCCAGCCUGUGCGCAGAUCUCUCCCUGCUCCUCGGUCUUACAGCGGCACAGGUGACAACUGGAGAGAAGGUUGCUACUGACACUGUCCAGCAGGGGGCUGUCCAGUCACAUUAUCAACACAAGGAGUCGGACAGUACAACAUGGCACUUUAUGUACCUUGGUAACUUUGACAGUAAAGAGAGAGACGAAGUCCCAAGAAAAAAACACAAAUCAGAACUUUAAAAAAACAAGCGGACAUAGUCCACAUUUUGUCAAAGAUGGCCUCCUGUUGUGUGGAAACUGGCUGUGGAGGGAUCAGGCAAGUGGUGCGGACAGCCCAGAAGAUGCCAAAGAAACCAGUCCAUCUCCAGCUCCGCCAACAGAGGCCACAUCACCUGCCUUGUUUUGACUGCAGUCAUCUGUGAGACAGUCUACAGUCCUCCCCCCCCCCCCCCCCCCCC
This is a messenger RNA of Menidia menidia (Atlantic silverside), 2470 nucleotides long. NCBI's taxonomy places the organism in Eukaryota, Metazoa, Chordata, Actinopteri, Atheriniformes, Atherinopsidae. The record is from the annotation of a GenBank genome assembly.